ACGUUACCAUACCUACGUCUUAUCGGUUUUGUCAACUCUUAAAAAAGGUGUUUCAAAUUUACCUUAGGUGCCUGCAAUAAGGCGCGCAUUUUAUCACUAACGGUUCUUUUCCAUUUCCACAAUAGAAACUGAAAACAUAUCAAGAGUAAGGCAGUCAUUAUACAGAAAACAAUCAUGCUUCUUUCAUUCCUCGCUCUCACAAGCAUUUUCAUAUCGAGUCCAUCAUGGGGCUUAAUGACUCCAAGGGAGUUUGAAACAUUCAUUUCACCUAUGUGCUUCAGAUUGAAUGAGAAAAAUCUACCGUACAUAAAUGGUCAAGAAAAUCCUUUGGCCAGUACUUUGGAGAAUUUCAUCGCCUUGGCAGAAAAAUUCGAGGCUGCUAAUCCCACGAAGGACUUAAAAGAUGAGAUUUUCUACUUUAUUAGAAAUUUCACAUACGACAACAUUGAGUACAAUCCCAUUGGAGACAUUAAUCGGUGGACGCCCAAGGAUUCUAAUUACGCGGAUAUCGAAACAUUCUGGGAACCAGUAGCAGAACGUAGAACGAGUGUCCCUCAGGUUGAGGACCCUUUUACAGAUGGUGAAAAAUGCAGUUUGUAUUUCAUGCUGUCUCAUUCAAUUCUUCGAAAUUCAAGAAAAAUUAGUGAACAAAGGGCUGCUGUUCCCGACAAUGAAACUAUCAACGAUAGUUUCAGUAAAUAUAAACUGAGGAGUGACUUUCAAUACAAUGAUGAAGAUUUGUACCCCAUGGAGCAAGGUGUUGUGUCCAUUCAAGGGUCAUUAGAAGCCGUUGAUCUGGGGAGAGUUCUAACUGGUAUUUAUGUUGGAUUGAAUGAAGGAAGAAAAAGAGAAAUAUCAGAAUUUUCUCAUGUUCCAAAAGAUCUAAUUCCACAGGGAGCAACUGUGGAUCCUUUAUACACUCUUACAAUUGCAGAGGUUAUUGCCAUGGCUGGUUGGAGACCUGAAGCUUUGCAAAGACAGGAUUUAGCUAAAAAUGGAAUAUGGAAAUCUGUCCCUAUUGGCUCUGAGAUUGAAACUAGCAACGUCUGUCCAAUGAUGUACAGACUUCCUGAUGGAACAAAUGAGGCAUUUUCAUAUUCCUCCAUGAGGGGAGCUGCAGACGGUCUCAUCCUCGGAAAAAUAAUGGCUGACAUUAAAACAAAGAGACAGGACAUUAAGCUGAGUCAAAUCUUACGCCAGUAUUACAGUAGAGGAGGUUUCGCUGGAAAAACUCCAGAUCUUGGUUACAUACACGCUUCUUUUUGCAACAGAGAAUAUCUCCUGUCAAGUUGGGAAGAGAUGAUCAAAGAACAAGUACACCUGUUCAUAUUACUUGCCAGUACCACCUUCAGCAAAAUCGAUGACAGCCUGUCCUUCUCAUGGGGCAAAUAUAACGAAGCAAAGCAAAAGGGUGUUUUGAAAAACAUGGAUAAAUUGACUCUAGAUUACUGUGGUGCAAGUUUAUCGGAAAAUAAAUUAGAGGAAUUUACCUCUGAAACUCCACUAGAUGUUAUUGCCGUUCUGGAUACAGGUACUACUGACGAAGACUUUAAAAGACAACAAUUGAUUAUUGGGGGUUUGGCUAAAAGAUUGAAACUCAGCCACGGUGGAAGCAAAAUGACAAUAUUUACAGACCAGAAAUUAACCCCAUCAGUUUCAACACCAGGAACAAUAUAUUUGAAGGCAGUAGCGGAUCAGACUUAUUCUCCAGCCUGUGCUGCUUGCGCAGUCACGCAAAUUGCAAAAGAUCCAGCUGCCAGCAGUGCUCCAGAUGAAAUGAUCAUUGCUCUCAACCAGUAUUUGGCUGCUAAGAACGAGAACGACACUCAAAAGAGCGGGGUAAAUGGAAGGGUUGUAAUUUUAUUUGAUUUUUCUGAAGACCUUCCACCACCAGGACGACAGACUGCACAACAUGCCAGACUUGAUAAAGCUUUGACUGAUUUCCAUUUAGCACACCGAGAUGUAACUGUUUUUCCACUUGGCAAAAACUUUGAUGUCUUAAAGAAAUACUCCAGAGGCGUUACUACAUUUGUUAUGAGUGCAGUUGAUUUAAUAGAGGACUUGGUAGCAAAACAAUUAUAUUCCAAAGUUAUCACAGUUCCUGGAAGACUUCAAUAUACUGAUUGUGAACAAGCUAGAAGUGAAAGAAGUGCAAUUUAUGAAAAUUACAUAACACCAAGUGGUAUUCAACAUUGGUCAAUGCCAGCUAAAUAUUUCUACAAAAGCUUCAAUUUAAAAUUUGUGUUUGAAUCCUUCAACGGACCUGCCAAGGUAUGCUUCAGUAGAGAUACUAAAUACCCAGAAAGAGAAAUAAAAACAUGUCAUGAUUUAGCCAAUGGAAGUCCAUUGCAAUUUCCAUACAAAGAUCCCUGCAAAGGUCUUACUGAUAUUAGCUGCUCGCCAUUUUAUUUCUCAAUCGUUGGCUUAAACGAAACAGAAACCCGAACAACAAGGCAGUUCUGUGAUGAUAAAACUACAGAUAACAAAUGCCAGACUAUGGAUCAGAUAAAAUUCAAAAUCACCCACGAAGGUAUCAGAUGCAGUGGAUCUAUGGGUUUACUAGCUACACCAACAUUUCUCCUACUAGCAUUCAUCGUUUCUUUCUUGCUUUCUAGGAAUGCUUGAACUUUUCACCUCAAUAAACAAUUAUUUUAAUAUUGUAAAAUAUUUUUACAUCCAACUGUUCUAAAAAUAGAUUUCAAGCAGUUUUUAAAAGAUGAACAUCUGCACUGAACUUUUAUCUACACCUAUUAGCCAUGCUAGGUGUAGCCAUCCAAAAAGUAUUUCUGCAAAUCCGUGACUUGUUACAGUAUUAUUUCAUUUUUGCACGUGUGUUAACUUUAACUAUUUUUUACUAGUUUUUUUUCUUCAUGUGUACAUAUUUCUUGUUUCUGUUUGCUUUUGGAAAACACCAAUUUGUGAUUUUAUGACUGCCUAAAUAUUAAUCAAAUAUAUUUUUCUUAAAUUGUCAUUAGUCAUUUUGUAUUGUGCAAAUGUGUAAUUUUGGUUUUUAAUAAAAUUUAAAAGUUUUA
This is a messenger RNA of Parasteatoda tepidariorum (common house spider), 3032 nucleotides long. RefSeq lists its product as uncharacterized. The record is from RefSeq and is a predicted model, not a curated record. NCBI's taxonomy places the organism in Eukaryota, Metazoa, Arthropoda, Arachnida, Araneae, Theridiidae.